AUGGUGCAAGCCGACCAUGAUGACUACACUAUUGAGGGUCAAAACUUUGGGAUUCGUUCCAACGCCGAGUUUAAUGAAUCUGUUGACAAGAACGAGGACCUUUAUGGUAAUAACUCUUUCAUUAUGAGUAGAGUUCAAUCAAAGGAAGACAUUGAGAAAAUAUCCUAUGAUAGAGGUCUCCUAGAUUCAGACUCCGAGUGGCAUGACGUGAUGGACGACAACUCAAUGGUCUACACCUUAUCAACUACGAAGACUAUUUGUUUGCUUGCUGAUAUAUUGUCAAGUUGGGAGUCCUCUAAAUUUGUGGAAUCGCUAUUGGAAAUCACUAGGUGA
Molecule: messenger RNA, 333 nt
Organism: Microthlaspi erraticum
Lineage: Eukaryota; Viridiplantae; Streptophyta; Magnoliopsida; Brassicales; Brassicaceae
Source: the annotation of a GenBank genome assembly